Engraulis encrasicolus (European anchovy) is the source of this 1331-nucleotide messenger RNA. RefSeq names its product microfibril-associated glycoprotein 4-like. NCBI's taxonomy places the organism in Eukaryota, Metazoa, Chordata, Actinopteri, Clupeiformes, Engraulidae. The record is from RefSeq and is a predicted model, not a curated record. The coding region runs from base 7 to 813 and encodes 268 amino acids. Gene Ontology annotation, biological process: elastic fiber assembly. The transcript is spliced from 4 exons.
CCAAAAAUGUUAGAGGUAGACGUAGAGAGAACACAUUUGCUACAAGUAAGUAUUUAUCAACAAUCUGACUGUGAUGUGUUUUUCCUUCAGCUGUUUCUAGUCCUUGCUGUGCUGCUCCCGGCAGCUGUGAACUCCCUGAUGUUCCAGCCCCUGGACUGUGCCGAUAUCUACAAUGACGGCAAUGGCAGAAGUGGUGUCUACAGGAUCUUUCCAGAGGGCCCCAACUCUGGACGCUAUGUCUACUGUGACAUGGACACAGAUGGAGGAAAAUGGACAGUGUUCCAGAGGAGAAUGGAUGGCACAGUGAACUUCUACAGGGGAUGGCAGGAAUACAAGAAUGGCUUUGGACAUGCAGCUGGAGAGUAUUGGUUGGGCCUUGAGACUAUCCACCUGCUGAAUCUGAAGAAGAAAUAUGAGCUGAGAGUGGACAUGGAGGACUUCAAUGGAGCUACGGUUUCUGCCAGCUAUGACUCCUUUGCCAUCUCACCUGAUGCACUCAAUGGUGAAGAAGAUGGAUACACGCUUCAUAUCAGCGGCUUCAGAAACGGGGGAGCAGGAGAUUCCCUUUCUCAUCACAAUGGGCAAAAGUUCUCUACAUUCGAUAAGGACCAAGAUGUAUCAACAGAGAACUGUGCAUUGAUCCGUUUGGGUGGAUUUUGGUAUUUCGACUGUAUUCGCACCAACCCAAAUGGCGUAUACAUGCAGGGAGCAGAUGAUGUAAAAAGUGCCUGCUGGUACGACUGGAAGGAAAGCCACUUAUCCCUGAAAUCAAUCUCUAUGAAAAUAAGACCAGUGUCCCUGAGCGAUGUAUAGCAUGAUAAAAAAUCCAUUGCUUUGUAUAUACUACUUCAGUGCAUGUUUUUACCUGGCAUUGCAUAGGAACAUGUUGAUGUAAAGUAUAAACUCUCUCCAAAUAAAAAUGUAUUUCACAUUGUCUUGUAUCAUUGUGUGGAAAUACAACAUUAAUCCAAAAUGGUAAUGCAGCAGUCUCAUUUUGUUUUACUGAACCUUUUUAAGCCCACUGUGAAGAUACAUGGGAAUAAAUGAAUGAAUGAAUUUAUACAUCUCAUCCCACCUCUUUCAGUCAGUCAAUAAGAUGUUAUGAUCAGGGAAUCUUGGAUGAAAUGGGAUCCCCAAAAGGAGCUAAAUAAAGCUGAUAAGAAGGGGAACACACACAUGCACACAACAAUGUACAAGCACACACAGCUGUACAUGUUGGGGGAUUUAAAGACAGUAAUAAAAACAUACUGUUUGCUACGGUGUUGUACAAGGGCCUCUAAAAGUUGAUGGGAGACUCCAGGGGAGUGAAAACAUUCCAUUCCUUUCUGUUC